AUGGAUUCUCAAUUAAACUAAGAUAGGUUUGUAGAUUUAUAUUUAUAAAGGGAUAAAAUAAUUAUAGUUGGAAGUCUUAAAAAUUAAGAAGGAAAUACAAUUAAAUUUGAAAAGGGACCUCUAUUGAGAAAAACUUAAUUUGGAGAAUUUUAUCAACUGACUAACGUUGAGUCAAAAGAGGUGUUAGUUGCAAAGAUUAUAACUAAGAGCAAAAUAAAUACAAGUAAAAUUAGAUAAUAAGUGUUACAAAAAGUUAGAAUUCAUUAGUAGAUUGAGCAUAAAAACAUUCUCAAAUACGAGGGAGUUAUCGAAGACUAAGACUUUAUUUACAUUCUCCUUGAGGAUUUUAAAUGUACACUAAAUGAGUAUUUGUAAUAGAAAGGAUAGUUAUGUGAAAACGAGGCAAAGUUAUUAUUUGUUUAAAUAGUCGAUGCAUUGAAUUAUUUACAUGAAAAUAACAUCCUACAUCGAGAUUUAAAGCUAAGCAAUAUAUACUUUAAUAAGGAGUAGUAACUAAAGGUUGGUGGAUUCAACUAUGCAAUAAAAUUAGAGUAGAAAGAAGAAAGAAGAAGGUCUAUUUGUGGCAGUUCUUAAUAUUUGGCUCCUGAUAUAUUAGACAACGAAAAUGGAUAUUCUUUUGAAGUAGAUUUAUGGUAUUUAGGGAUCAUUUUAUACACAUUAAUCUUUGGAGUACAUCCAUUUGAAGCAUUUGAUAUCAAAAUUGCUUAUUAGAACAUAAAAGCUAAUAAAUAGUAAUACAAAGAAGAUGUAUAAAUAUCAUAGAGUACUAAAUAAUUGAUUGAUGAAUUACUAAAUUCGGAUUGUAAAAAAAGAGCUACUCUUAAGAGAGUUCAAGAAAUUUUGAUAUGA
Messenger RNA from Paramecium tetraurelia, 870 nucleotides. RefSeq lists its product as uncharacterized. Gene Ontology annotation, cellular component: nucleus; centrosome; spindle pole. The transcript has 4 exons. Gene Ontology annotation, molecular function: ATP binding; protein kinase activity. Gene Ontology annotation, biological process: mitotic cell cycle; regulation of cytokinesis; protein phosphorylation. Lineage: Eukaryota; Ciliophora; Oligohymenophorea; Peniculida; Parameciidae. The record is from RefSeq and is a predicted model, not a curated record.